Molecule: messenger RNA, 3665 nt
Organism: Puntigrus tetrazona (Sumatra barb)
Lineage: Eukaryota; Metazoa; Chordata; Actinopteri; Cypriniformes; Cyprinidae
Gene: rtn4b
Product: reticulon 4b
Exons: 9
Coding region: 122-3082 (986 amino acids)
Biological process (GO): brain development; neuron differentiation; endoplasmic reticulum tubular network formation
Cellular component (GO): neuron projection; postsynaptic density
Source: RefSeq, a predicted model, not a curated record
UCAGCAUUCCGCUUAGUCACUUUGGCGGAGUCUGUGAACUUCAGCUGCGUCGAGGCUCUGCGGAAAACUGUCUGCGCUCAGCCGCAACACUCGAGUCUGGAGCAUCAAGAGCAGGGUCCAGAUGGAAGAAGCAGAUAAAGUUCCCCCCGCUGCGCCCGAAGGAGCCCCGCGCGAUAUCACCGUGAAGGAAGCCGCUGCGGUCUCUCCGACGCCGGCAGACGAGACGCCGAACCGCGCGGAGAACACUAGUCUUACUAGCAUUACUACUGCACAGACCACUGAGGUAACUAGUGCUCCAGAGACGACUGAGGUUACUAGUGCUCCACAGAUUACUGAAGAAACUAGUGCUCCACAGAACAUUGAAGUAACUAGCGCUCCACAGACGACUGAGGUAACUAGUACUCAACAGAUUACUGAAGAAACUAGUGCUCCACCGAUGACUGAGGUAACUAGUACUCAACAGACGGAAGAAACUAGUGCUCCACAGAAAAUUGAGGUAACUAGCACUGAACAUGCCACUAAAGAAACUAUUAGUCCACAGACCGAGGUAACUAGUUCUCCAGAGACAGCUGGUGCUUCACAGAUAACCGAAGAAACUAUUAGCUUUACUCCACAGAAAACUGAACAACCGAGUGCUCCCCAGAUGAAUGAAGAAACGAACAUCACACAGACAUCUGUAGUGACCGGAGCUUCACAGAUAACUGAAGAAACUAGCGCUCCAGCUGAGAUAACUAGUGCUUCACAAAUUAGUGAAGAAGCCAGUGCGCCACAGGUGACUGAGAUAACUAGUACUGCGCAGACAGCUGAGGUUACUAGUACUCCUCACAUGACUGAAGAAACUCUUACUCCUCAAAGAUCUGGUGCUGCUCCACAGAGAGGUGAAGAAAGCUCGACUACCCAGAUAGCUGAAAUAAGCAGCACUUGGCAGGUAACCGAGGAUACUAGUCCUCCAGAGACCGCUGGGGCCCCGUCCCGUGAACCGGAGCCGAGGGAGGAGAGCGUGACUGCGGCUCCGGAGGAGGAGGAGGAGGAGGCGGCUCCCCGGGGAGGAGCGCGCUCAGAGCCGUCAGCAUCCCGUGAGUAUCGCGCUGAUUCCGCGCUGCUCGUGCGUGAUGCGGCUUUUCUGGAUCACAGCGAUCCGACGCGCGUCUCUCUGAUCGACGCUGUGUGCGCUGCUGAGGACCCGGCGCUAUCGCAUGAACCCGAACCCUCUGCCGCUGCCGUCGCUCCUGCUCUUCUUCAGUUUCCAUCAGACCUCUGCGAUUCUCCACCCGUAGCUUCACGGGCCAGCCCUAGUCUUGCUAUGGAUCCAUUAGGACAUAAGGACUCGGCAGCGUUCGACUCAGAUCUGCUGAGCCAGUCCGAUGACGACUUUAUGUUUGAAACGAAAAAGAGUCCAUUCCAGGCAUUUCCCCCCGUAAGCGAUGUUGAGGAGACCACCGCUGGCAGGAGAUCAGUGGAGGUGUCAGAGAGUCCGUCUCCAGACCUGGUGCAGGACGCCUGUGAUGAAGGCCAUGCAUCGUCAGAGGAGCUCAAACUGGAGACUGAUGCUGACGCACCGGUCUCCCUUUCGUAUGCACAGUCCGACCUUUAUUCAAACAUCAACACAACAUCUGAUGACCGACCAACUUCUCUUCCAGAUAUUCUCAAGUCGUCUCCACUCAACCCUGACAAACUGGACUCAGGCUCAUCAGAAGGAAGCCCUGAUUUCAGCCCAGUUCACAAAAGUGUGGAUGAGUCCCCAAAUUCCCCGUUCCCUGCUAACAAUCCCUUUGGGUUUGACUCCAAGAUCUUGCUGCUGAAGGAGAUGGCCGAGGAGACAGAGGCCAGAGCUGUGGAGAAGGCCAAGCUAGAAGUGGAGAACAACCCCGAGCAGAGUUUCACAGCUUUCGAUCUUGUGAAAGAGACAGAUGUGCCUCUGAAGAACGACAACCUUGUGAAGGACAAAGAGGUGAUCAGCCAGACCGCGGAUCAGCCCGCUGACAGGUUCGAGUGUCUCGGCUUCCCUGAUGGAAACACUCGAGAGCCGUGUGAUUCUGAGAGUCCAUCCGCAGACUCCUUCUCUCCGGUGCUGGACGCAGUCACGCAGGAGCGGCGAGCCAUCCAGGAGGCGGUGGACACCGCCGAGGAGGCCUCGGAGCAGGAGGUCUCGUCUGAAGAGUUCGAGUUUGUGGAGCGGCCGCCGGGAGGAGCCGCUGAGGAGUUUCUGGAAAUGCAGGAUAGCCUGGCCUUCAGUAAACCCUCAGAAAUACCACAGGAUGAAGACAGAUCUCCUAAACUUGAGUCUCAGGAGACGGCAGAUCCUAUGCCUACGACCGAAGACGCAGACAAACAAAGCUCUUACCAUCUCCUCAGCCAGGCGUCAGACAAACCUUCUCCUGCGAGAGGUAAAGCGGGCCUGGAGUCCGAUCUCCAGGAAGUCUCCCCAGCUCCUGUAAUCCGUGCUCCAGCGGAAAAACCCCGAGCCGAGGAGAAGGAAGCUGAAGGCAGCAAGUGUGAUCCGAGCGCAGCGGCAGUGCUGGAGCUGCUGUACUGGAGGGAUGUGAAGGCCAGCGGGCUGGUGUUCGGCUCCAGCCUCUUCCUCCUGCUCUCCCUCCUCAGCUGCAGCAUCAUCAGUGUCCUGUCCUACUCUACGCUGGCCCUGCUGUCCGUCACCAUCUCCUUCAGGACAUACAGGGGAGUCCUGCAGGCUGUCCAGAAGUCUGAUGAGGGCCAUCCAUUCAAACCAUACCUUGAUCAGGAUGUAGCUCUGUCUAAAGAUGUGGUGCAGAGGCACAGUGACGUGGUUCUGAGCUGGAUCAACGGGGCGCUGAAGGAGCUGAGGCGUCUGUUUCUGGUGGAGGACCUGAUCGACUCGCUGAAGUUCGCGGCCUUUCUGUGGGUCCUCACGUAUGUUGGUGCCUGGUUUAAUGGACUCACGCUGCUCAUUCUCGGUCUGAUCGGAGCUUUCAGCGGCCCAAUAGUCUAUGAGAGACAUCAGGCUCCGAUCGAUCAGUUGGUUUUCACGCUGAGGAGCCAGGUGAAGGAUGUGUUUUCCCAGAUUCAGGCCAAGGUCCCUGGAGCCAAGAAGAAGGAUGAGUGAUUCUGGAGCGGCUCUGAUCUUCACUCCUUAUCUUCAGCUCUAUCUCUGUCUCUGUCUAUUUUCCUCACUCUUCGGUUCAUUCACAUGACUGCAUCUUCAUCAAGUUGCUCUGAUACUGAUUGUGAAACACUGGUUGCAGAAUAAUUGAAAUAUCUUGUUUCGUGGUUCGAGAAACGUGGUUUUGAUCCUUCAGAAAAUGAAAUGCACUUCAGGUCUGCUUUCUUUUUUUAAUGAGGGAAGUUGGAGAGUACCAGUAUUGGCUUUUUCGUGUUGUUUUAGUUCCUAUGACUGUGAUUUUACUUGAUUGAAUGGAGUUUCUCUGUCAUACUCGGCUGUCUUAGCAACUUUUCUAGGUAUCAAGACGUUUGAGCUCCCCUGCAAGAUCAUCUCUGGAUGAACACGUUUACAUGAAGCUUCCUCAACAGAAGUUAUUGUAUUUAAAUCUAUUUAUCUCUGGACCGAUUGCUAAAGCGAGCAGCGUUUGCCAUGCCAAUAACUGUGAAUGAAACGCGUCCUGUUGUCUGAACUCUGUGAAUGCAUUUUGAGAUGUUAAUGAGAUAAACUAAUAAAGCUUCUAGAUCAA